AUGGCAGUGGUAUCCGUGUCGGAUGCAACGCUGCAUCCGGCCAUGUGUCGGCUGUGCUUGCUGGCCGGACCCGACACUGCCACGGUGUCCAUUUUCAGCGUCGCCAAUGGGUGCAUCAUAGCGGAAAUGGCACGCCAUUGUCUGGGCAUCGACAUCGCCAAGGACGACUCACCGUACGAGAACGUCUGUUCACCGUGCAUCGUGUCCCUUGUGUCGAUGUACGAACUGUACCAAAAGUAUCGCGAGUGUAACCGGGUCUUUCUGCAAAUGGUGUCCCAAUCCGUUGAUGGCUCUGUGACGUCUAGCCCCGUGACCGUUUGCUUGGAAGAUAUAAUAGAGGAAGACUACAGUAUUGACGACGAGGGCGACAGUCCAAUCGAUGGCCACGACCUUGUUACGGCGACCAGCGAAGGAGAUGCUACCACACCCGGUAACGGUAACGUUGGACACGGGUUUGACGAUUCCGUAUACUAUAUGCAAGAUUUCGGCGUAUACGUGCGAUCGGGAGGCGAUAUGGAUGGGCUAGUACCCGGUCAGCACACCACCGAAGAAACGGAGUGGACCAACGCGGCCGAACAAUCGAACGGAACGCUAAUGGAGGAGCUUAACGCCCAGGUUGCUCGAUUGGAUGGGCAGGAAAUGACUACCGCAAGCCCAAAACCGGUGGACAUUCUUUUAGAUGUACAGCAACCACCCGUAACCAUGGAAACGGUUGAGAUGCCGACCGAUCGGGAGUGUGAAAUGGAAUCGCUUCCGAGCGCACAAACGUCGUCCGAGGAGCCAGCUUCGAACCACGAGGAACAACACUAUCAGGACCCGAAGCACCAUUGCUUCAUCUGUGAAACUAGCUUCCCGAACGAUAUAGAUCUCGUGAACCACUUUCCGGCCCACUUCCUGGACGUGCCACAGGAUUGCACACUCUGUGGCACUCACUAUCGCACGGUGAUGAACUUCAAUCGCCACUUGGCCUACCACCAGCCUGGGCGACCGUACAAAUGUGAUAGCUGCGAGAGACGUUUCAACGACCGUCAAGCCUUUCAGCGACACACGACCGAGUUUCACCGUCAGCCCCAAGGGGUUCCGCUUGCCAGCGAGACCGACCAGCACGUGCUGGUGUGCGACGUCUGUGGCAAAAUGUACGUUCUUGCGGAGCCCUACGAACAACACGUGCGGCAACAUGAGCGAGGUCUGCAGCAGUACCACUGUAAGCUGUGCCAACGAUCGUUUCCACGCAAUAUCUAUCUACUGUUUCACCUCGAAACACAUGCCAAACAGCGGCCCCAUCGAUGCCGCUACUGUUCGAUACCUUUCGCUUCGCUGUACCUGAAAAAUUUCCACGAAAAGCGCCACCCCGGCGAAGGCAUCUCACUGUCGCUGCCGUCGUCGGUUGGCGCGGACCGAGAACCGACGUCACGCCGUUGUCCGCUCUGUUUGACGAUGUGCCGGUCGAAGCAGAGGCUGCUGGCACACAUCGAAGCAUUCCACCCCGCGGACACGCGCAUCCAACUGCUGCAGUGUUCGUUCAACGAGUGUCGCCUUAAGUUUCUCGAUCUCGGCGAGUUUCAGAGUCACAUCACGGACCACCGGGUCGGCGAACGGUUUCCCUGCACGCAGUGUGUGCGCGUUUUCAAACGGCAACGGCUUCUCGCCGCCCAUCUGCGCACGGUGCAUGGGAUGGUAGCGCCACGAUCACGCGAUGCCCUGCGGUGUGCCGUUUGUUCGAAAAACUUUCGAACUGAACGAACGCAUCGGCUGCAUUUGGAGACGGUACAUCAGCCAUCGAAGGAGCCACCGAAAGACGACUAAGCAGAGAGAUGAGAGAGGAUGAAAGGUCUGACCCUGGAUGGUCAGCAGACUUGCCCGCAUGAUUUCAUCAUUGAGCCCCUCAAACGGUUUUCCGGUUUGAUUGAAUGUGAUGAUCGGUAGUCAUUCCAAGCGAUC
Messenger RNA from Anopheles cruzii, 1941 nucleotides. RefSeq names its product GDNF-inducible zinc finger protein 1-like. NCBI's taxonomy places the organism in Eukaryota, Metazoa, Arthropoda, Insecta, Diptera, Culicidae. The transcript is spliced from 2 exons. Gene Ontology annotation, molecular function: zinc ion binding. Gene Ontology annotation, cellular component: nucleus. The coding region runs from base 1 to 1806 and encodes 601 amino acids. The record is from RefSeq and is a predicted model, not a curated record.